AUGUCGAAAACAAAGAAUGGGCCAGGGACUGGCGGGAAACCGCGCAGAGAUGUGCUGGCCUCGCUCAAGAUGGCCUCUAUGGAGGAUGUCUCCAGGGCUGCUCUGCCGGCAGAGAUCCUCUCGUCCGUCUUCGAUUACCUCUCCCCCGUCGAUCUUAUCCGAGUUGCGCGAUCCUCCAAGUUGCUGUGCGAGAUAGCAUACGAUGAUACGAGGUGGGUACAGAAGAUGAAAAAGAUGGGUUGCUGGAAUGAAAUAGAAGCUAGGAAACGUGUCGAGCAUGUCUACGGAACCAUUGUCGAUCCGAAAAGCGUUGAGAAGCAAGAGCUAGCGGAGCAAGGCAAAGGAACAUCUGCGGCAAUUGGCGAUGUCGAAGGCAGUACGGCAUCCGCAAUGAAAUCGAUCUCGGAUGGGUUUGACCAAAUCAACGUUUCUACGACUGCGCCGGUUGAUACGCAGGAGUUGGAAAGAGAUCCGGUCCUAGGAGCGUUGAAGCUGGUCAAAUCGGUACGCGGAGAAGCCCGCCAGGAGUAUGGAAAGGUUCAUGCGGCACUGUCUCCGUUUUACGAGGACAUCGUCACUUUCGGCCCUUCGACAAAAAACCUCGUCUUCCAGAAAUAUAAUGACCCCCACCACCAGUCGCAGAUCCUGUCGCAACUGCAGGCUUUUUCGAACUGCGAUAAUAACGAAAGCUGGCGCGAACGAAUUGCGAGACUACAAGAAGCCGUGUCCCUGUUCGAAACAGCCGCCUUGAAGGAAUUCAGACAAGGCUACGAAACGGAGGAUAUUGAUGGGACGAUGAAAAAAUACUCUCACGUUCUUUGCACAUUGAACGGUGGCGGCUCUGCUGUCGAAUACUUUAUCCAUCAUAAUCACAUGGUGACCCGGAAAUCUGAAUUCGCGCGAGUGGCAGACUGCAUUGAUCCAGUCACUAGCCGGGUGAAGUUACAACAAACGCAAGUCUUCUUUACCCGGCUGAGUGUAGCCUACAACGAAGAAGUAUCGAUCAUCAAUCGCAUCUUCCCCCCGCCGACAAAGGUUGCCUCGCCAUUUGUGGAGAAGGUGGGACAGGACGUUCUAUAUCCUUUCCUGACUGCGAUUUUCGACGAGCUACAUCGCUCCAACAUCGAGUCGUACCUGAAUGCCGUUUCAGUAACGUUUGCCCAAUGUCAGAAUUUAUCUGAGACCCUUUUGCCGAUCCAGAAUGCACCAGACAGCUUUGAUGAGUUCUUGGACAGCGUGAUCACCAAGGUAUACGAACCGCAUAUGGACUUGUAUCUUGCCGAAGAGCUGGAUCAUUUCAGAAAGUGGUCGGAUUCUGCUGUGGGAGAAUGGGAUCGUCAGCUUGACGAGCAGGCUGCGUCGACUGAGUCCUUUUUGAUGUCGAAUGUGAAUCGCCAAGCCGAUAAGAGGGACUUUUUGAGCUCGUUCAAGAAAGUGAUCAUGGCGCCAGUCAACAUUCUCCCCAGCUUCUCGGGGAAUAAAUCGAAUGAGACGAAAUCGGAUCAAGAUUCCACUGCCGGCGAUGUCUCGUCAUUGAAAAGCCCGAAUCGAUUCUCGACGAUUGCGUCCCCGGCCCCCGUUACAGUAACGGAGGCUCCGACAUCCGAACUCGCAGCCAAAGCUGCUCUCAUGAAGUCGAAGAUGGAAGGCAUCCGAUCGUUGUUCAGCAUUGAGGUAGCUCUCAGUAUGGUACAUGCAGCCAAGUCAAGCCUUGAACGAGCAGCGCAGUUUGUGAGAAUCGGUGGUCAGACAGGUGCAGCCGCGAAACAGCAGUGUCAGGCGAUAUUCGUUACCUUGUUGCGUAUCCUUGGACACCGCCAUGUCAUUGUUGGCUUUAACCGGGCGGUGGAUCAUCUCUCUAACUACCGGCCACGCGAGCAAGGGGAACGUGACCAAUCCGGAGUGGAGCCUCUGGUCACAUUUCUGGAGCUGGUUAACGUUGGUGAUCUCAUUCUCCAGAUGGUGGAUGUGUUCUACGAACAGGAACUCGUGAGUUCCAAACUAACCGAUCGGAACGACUUCCUUGACCCUGCCGUGAAGGAAAAGAAGAAAUUCGAGCAGAUGCUCGAUGAGCGCGUUGCUACAGGUCUGAGCAAGGGUAUCGAUGUGCUUAUGGAGGAAGUGGACUACAUUCUGGCAACACGGCAACUGGCAACAGACUUCAACCCGGGAAUCUCCAACGAUCCGUACCGGCAAACCAUGAACGUGGGCGUCACAGAAGCCGCUAGUGCCGUGGUCGACGUGGUAUCAUCGCACACGCAAAUGUUGGUCGGAAGUACGGACAAGAGCACACUAGAUGUUUUCAACCAGGAAGUCGGGCUGCGGCUCUUUGCGGCUCUCUGCAAGCAUCUGAAGCGCCAGCGGAUCAGCAUCGAAGGCUCCCUUCGAUUGAUCAGUGACAUGAAUCAUUACUUCAAAUUCGUCCAAACGCUACGAAACUCCAACCUACUCCUCUACUUCAAAGCCUUCCGCGAGCUCUCGCAGAUCUACCUGAUCGAUCCGUCAGACGCUAAAGAGCUAGCCACGAUCAUCGCCGAUGCCGGGCGCUUCCAGGGGAUCUGGCGCGUGGAGGAAGUCUACGAAUUCGCCGAGCGGCGCGCAGAUUGGUACCAGGUCAAACGAGAUGUGGAACGAGCCAUGUACGGAAUUGGAUGUACUGUUAUGUGA
Messenger RNA from Aspergillus chevalieri, 2667 nucleotides. It is a transcript of the gene RCY1, whose product is annotated as exocyst complex component Sec10 family protein. Bases 1 to 2667 code for a protein of 888 amino acids. Gene Ontology annotation, molecular function: protein binding. Gene Ontology annotation, cellular component: cytoplasm; exocyst. Gene Ontology annotation, biological process: exocytosis; Golgi to plasma membrane transport. The record is from RefSeq and is a predicted model, not a curated record. The transcript is spliced from 3 exons. NCBI's taxonomy places the organism in Eukaryota, Fungi, Ascomycota, Eurotiomycetes, Eurotiales, Aspergillaceae.